This is a messenger RNA of Balaenoptera musculus (blue whale), 2123 nucleotides long. RefSeq names its product gamma-aminobutyric acid type A receptor subunit delta (gene GABRD). Gene Ontology annotation, biological process: signal transduction; regulation of membrane potential; monoatomic ion transmembrane transport. Lineage: Eukaryota; Metazoa; Chordata; Mammalia; Artiodactyla; Balaenopteridae. Bases 430 to 1701 code for a protein of 423 amino acids. Gene Ontology annotation, cellular component: neuron projection; GABA-A receptor complex; synapse. The transcript is spliced from 11 exons. The record is from RefSeq and is a predicted model, not a curated record. Gene Ontology annotation, molecular function: GABA-A receptor activity; neurotransmitter receptor activity; extracellular ligand-gated monoatomic ion channel activity.
GCUCCCGCCCGCUUGUGCCGCCGCCGCCGCGGCCGCCGGCUAAGCAACUUCUCGAGCUCCCGCGACCGGCCGGACCCCGGCGCCGCCCCCGGCCCAGCGCCCAGCCGGCCGAGGCCAUGGACGCGCUGGCCUGGCUGCUGCCCCCGCUCCUGCUUCUCUGCGCGCAGCAGCACCGCGGCACCAGAGCCCCCCAUGGACCAGGUACCCCGCCUGCCCCACUGACUCUACCUGAACCAGUGGAGGAGCGUAGGGCCCUCCGGGACCCAGAGCACCAUGUAGCCCCGCCUCCAGGGCACUCCGGCCCCCGCAUCCCUUCGCAGCUGCAGAAACGGCCACCUUGUCCCAGCACCUGCCCUGUCCACACGCUGCACCCAGCCUUCACCUGGAGCGACCCUGUGGGCCUGCGGGGAGAGCGGGCUUUGCAGGGCAAUGAAUGACAUUGGCGACUAUGUCGGCUCCAACCUGGAAAUAUCCUGGCUCCCCAACCUGGACGGUUUGAUACAGGGCUACGCCCGCAACUUCCGGCCUGGCAUCGGAGGCCCCCCCGUGAACGUGGCACUCGUCAUCGAGGUGGCCAGCAUCGACCACAUCUCGGAGGCGAACAUGGAGUACACCGUGACGGUGUUUCUGCAUCAGAGCUGGCGCGACAGCAGGCUGUCCUACAACCACACCAACGAGACCCUGGGCCUGGACAGCCGCUUCGUGGACAAGCUGUGGCUCCCAGACACCUUCAUCGUGAACGCCAAGUCGGCCUGGUUCCACGACGUGACGGUGGAGAACAAGCUCAUCCGGCUGCAGCCCGACGGGGUGAUUCUCUACAGCAUCCGAAUCACCUCCACGGUGGCCUGCGACAUGGACCUGGCCAAGUACCCCAUGGACGAGCAGGAGUGCAUGCUGCACCUGGAGAGCUACGGCUACUCGUCCGAGGACAUCGUCUACUACUGGUCCGAAAACCAGGGGCAGAUCCACGGGCUGGACAGGCUGCAGCUGGCCCAGUUCACCAUCACCAGCUACCGCUUCACCACGGAGCUGAUGAACUUCAAAUCGGCCGGCCAGUUCCCCCGGCUCAGCCUGCACGUCCACCUCCGGAGGAACCGGGGCGUCUACGUCAUCCAGUCCUACAUGCCCUCCAUCCUCCUGGUCGCCAUGUCCUGGGUCUCCUUCUGGAUUAGCCAGGCAGCAGUGCCCGCCAGGGUGUCUCUAGGCACCACCACAGUGCUGACCAUGGCCACACUGAUGGUCAGUGCCCGCUCCCCCCUCCCGCGGGCAUCGGCCAUCAAGGCGCUGGACGUGGACUUCCGGGUCUGCUACGUCUUUGUGUUUGCCGCCCUGGUGGAGUACGCCUUCGCCCACUUCAGCGCUGACUACCGGAAGAAGCAAAAGGCCAAGGUCAAGGUCAAGGAGCAGAGGGCCGAGAUGGACGUGAAGAAUGCCAUCGUGCUCUUCUCCCUUUCGGCCGCCGGCGUCACCCAGGAGCUGGCCGUGUCCCGCCGGCAGUGCCGCGUGCCCGGGAACCUCAUGGGUUCCUACAGGUCGGUGGAGGUGGAGACAGAGGAGGCGAAGAAGCAGGGGGCCCAGGGGGGCCUCCGUGCGCUUUUCAAGCCCAUCGACGCGGACACCAUUGACAUCUACGCCCGUGCCGUGUUCCCGGCGGCCUUCGCCGCUGUCAACGUCAUCUACUGGGCCGCGUACACCAUGUGAGGCCGGCUUCGCAGGUCCCAUGCCCAGGACCUCCUGGGGGAAGGACCCCCAGGGGCUCUGCGUGUUUCACAGGGGGGAGGACCACGGGCCACAUAAAAGGAGAGGAAGGCCUCAGCCUCGCUCAGCACCCCCAAGCUCUGUCCCCACCCUCACCCGGACCCCUGGUCUGCAGAAGACGGCCCAGCAUCUCCUCUCCUGCAGCCCAGCCUCCUGACCCGGGAGCCAGGCAGGCACCGGGCCCCGGGGAGCUUUGCGUCUGACUCGGAAAAGGAUCCUGAUUCUGGGACUUCGCUCUGUGGGUUUGGACCAGGGAUGGGGAGGAGGCUGGGCGUGGGAGGUGCUCAUCUUCUCGGUGAGAAAGUGGGAAGGCCUUUGGUCCCAGCAUGAAAUAAAACGGAGCCUUUGGCCGCUGCUUAAAUUCA